AUGGGAGAAGGCGGUGAAAAGAAGGAGAAGCCGAAGAAGGGAUUCAAUGCCCAAAAAUUCUUCAUCGACCUGGCUUCGGGCGGAACUGCUGCUGCCGUGUCGAAGACUGCCGUCGCCCCGAUCGAGCGUGUGAAGCUGCUGCUGCAAGUGCAGGAUGUCUCUACAACCAUCGCCGCCGACAAGCGCUACAAGGGCAUCAUGGAUGUCCUCGUGCGAGUGCCGAAGGAACAGGGUGUUGCUGCUCUUUGGAGAGGAAACUUGGCCAACGUCAUCCGCUACUUCCCGACUCAAGCGCUCAACUUUGCCUUCAAGGACACGUUCAAGAACAUCUUCCUCAAGGGCGUCGACAAGAAGAAGGACUUCUGGAGGUUCCUGCUCGGCAACUUGGCUUCCGGAGGAGCCGCCGGAGCCGCCUCGCUGUGCUUCGUCUACCCGCUCGACUUCGCCCGUACGCGUCUGGCCGCCGACGUCGGCAAGGGCAACUCCCGCGAGUUCAAGGGUCUCGGUGACUGCCUGGUGAAGAUCGCAAAAUCGGAUGGCCCCAUCGGUCUCUACCGCGGUUUCUUCGUCUCCGUCCAGGGUAUCAUCAUCUACCGCGCCGCCUACUUCGGCAUGUUCGACACGGCCAAGUUCGUGUUCGCGCCGGGCGAUGGCAAGAAGCUCAACUUCUUCGCCGCAUGGGGUAUCGCCCAGGUGGUCACCGUCGGCUCGGGCGUGCUGUCGUAUCCUUGGGAUACUGUGCGUCGUCGCAUGAUGAUGCAGUCUGGUCGCAAGGACAUCCUCUACAAGAACACUUGGGAUUGCGCCGUCAAGAUCGUCAAGAACGAGGGCAUGAGCGCCAUGUUCAAGGGCGCUCUCUCGAACGUGUUCCGCGGCACUGGUGGCGCCCUCGUGCUCGCCAUCUACGACGAGAUCCAGAAGUUCAUC
Messenger RNA from Mesorhabditis spiculigera, 927 nucleotides. NCBI's taxonomy places the organism in Eukaryota, Metazoa, Nematoda, Chromadorea, Rhabditida, Rhabditidae. The record is from the annotation of a GenBank genome assembly.